Messenger RNA from Periconia digitata, 1754 nucleotides. Lineage: Eukaryota; Fungi; Ascomycota; Dothideomycetes; Pleosporales; Periconiaceae. The record is from the annotation of a GenBank genome assembly.
AUCCAUGUUGUCUAUCUCCUGAUAUUCUACAUUUUUUGUGGAGAUCAACAUCAAAUUUGCAGCUAAAGACGCUACAUUAGAAUAAGGUGAAUUGCGGAUACUUUGGAGAGUCGAAUUUCGGUCAUAUGACCAUAAGAACAGGUGUGACCAGAAGCAUUAUCAUGCCUUUAUUCAUCCGAAAUUUCCAAAUAAAUGUUCAGUUCAGUCUGUCGUGCGUCGUUUACAUGAUUCUUGACGUUGAGUAGCAGGAUGACUGAUACUACACUCCUCAUUGCGCUAGUCUCGACCUGGUUCUAGGCUACGAAUUCUAGCGUGACGAGAUUUAUACUUAAUCUGAUCCACAUCAGGUCGACCAAGAUUCUUCGUUUAAUUGUGAUUUUGGCAACGGGUUCAUGGAUGGAGUUAUGAGAAGCACCGUCUUGUCCGUUCCUGUGCGGACAAGACUGGCGCAGAUGAUUAUUCGCCACCUUCAAAUUGAAUUGUUACUUGACCAACCACUCAAAGCCGUGACCCAUCAACUCCGGAUGGUUACCAUGGAGUUCAAGUAAACGUCCUGCUGUAUGUUCAUAUGACACUGAAAUGAUCUUGGACAUUACUACCUAUUCUAGUCACCAGUUUCCCCCAAUAAUACCCGGCCACUUAAAUGCUCUUAAGUUGAAUGAUGCGUGCAUCACACGACACUCUUGAAGUCUAUGAGACACAGAACCCCCACGUACAUCCGUGAUUGGUCAUGAGUUCAGCUAAUGAAGCUGUCCUUUCGAAAGCUGUACAAAAGAAGAAUAGAAUCCAGAAGCCCUCAGUCACUUUAAGGGCUGGAUAUAUAUUCUAGAAUGAUACCCCAGAUUCCUUCCCACGCACAAUGCCAGUGUUGUUGAUGGCUUCAUCCCCCAUUUCGAGUGUGGUUUGAUCAUGCACUGUUCUGGAAAAGACUAGCACAGAUGCUAGAAGCACACUAAAGGUAAAAUUAGAUUAGCGUGUCGGACCCUGGGCGGCUGACCCCUGGCACUUGCCACACCGCUACGGCCUAGUCGCCAUCUGUGAGAAAUUUGUGCAAUUUGUGCAAUCGCCUCCUUCCCCUUUCUACAGAAAGACCCACCGAACCCGCUCGUUCAUAAAUCUGUGCGUCUUCCCCGCAAUUCAUCCAUUUCCAAACAUUCUCAAUUCACUUCCAACUUUGGAUUUCCAAUCAAUCGCACUCGUUGCAACAAUCAUAUUAAGUCCAGAACUUCCACUCGCUGCGACAGUACACGUGUACUUCUCCUCAGAAGCUCAUUUCAAUCUACAUCUCUUUCCGCUCACGCCACCACUCACAACUCACUUGCGACACGCGACUCAGUCGAAAGAAACACAACAUUCGAAUAAGCACCCCAAACAAACACUUCACCAUGAUCGCCCGAUCCCUCUUCUCCGCUCGUCUCCCCAUAACCGCUGCCUCUCUCGCAGGCAAGCGUGUGCCCGCCACCAUCCGCUACAACUCGACCACGAACUCUAGCAGAGCAGCCAGGGUCAUCGAGAUGGCUGCACAGGCCGAGAAACCCAGCGCCCUCGAAGCCACCGUCCCCAUCAUGUGGGCCAUCUGCGGCGCCUUGACUUACACUGCAUGGACCCGUAUCGACGAGAAGAACGAUGCGGAAAACGUCGACAGGCUCCUCAUCGUCUAAAAAGCUUUGCAUUCUGCUUUCUUCGAGCGUACCGGUUUUUCCCGAGCGAUCUGCGCUUUCGAUAUCGCGUUCUUUCAGAUACGGUGCAAUGAC